Molecule: messenger RNA, 3660 nt
Organism: Malurus melanocephalus (red-backed fairy wren)
Lineage: Eukaryota; Metazoa; Chordata; Aves; Passeriformes; Maluridae
Gene: ABHD13
Product: abhydrolase domain containing 13
Exons: 3
Coding region: 135-1148 (337 amino acids)
Cellular component (GO): membrane
Molecular function (GO): palmitoyl-(protein) hydrolase activity
Source: RefSeq, a predicted model, not a curated record
UUGCGCGUCGGGGUGUGCGCUGGCCCGAGGCCCCGGCGGCGGCCCCCGGGAGGAUGCGGCCGGCAGAGAUGAAUCCUGGGAAAUCAUCACAUCUAAAGGAUUUACUUGGAGUAAAAGAUCACUGACUUUCUACAAUGGAAAAAUCAUGGAUGCUUUGGACCUUUGUUAAGAGAUGGCUACUAGCUUUGGCUUCCUGGUCUUGGAGUCUCUGCCGUAUUUGUCUUUUGCCCUUGAUAGUGACUUUUCACUUGUACGGAGGCAUUAUACUACUUAUAUUAAUAUUUGUAUCAAUAGCGGGUAUAUUAUAUAAAUUCCAGGAUGUUCUGCUUUACUUUCCUGAGCAGCCCUCUUCAUCACGCCUUUAUGUUCCUAUGCCUACUGGUAUACCACAUGAAAACAUCUUCAUCAAAACCAAAGAUGGAGUUCUUCUCAAUCUUAUUCUGCUGAGAUACACAGGGGACAAUGCAGCGUAUUCUCCAACCAUCAUUUACUUUCACGGGAAUGCAGGCAACAUUGGCCACAGGUUGCCAAAUGCUUUAUUAAUGCUGGUAAACCUGAAAGUAAACUUAAUUCUGGUCGAUUAUAGAGGGUAUGGAAAAAGCGAAGGAGAAGCAAGCGAAGAAGGCUUGUACUUAGAUUCUGAGGCCGUGUUAGACUAUGUGAUGACUCGGUCUGAUCUCGAUAAAACAAAAAUUUUUCUUUUUGGCCGUUCCUUGGGGGGAGCAGUAGCUAUUCACUUAGCUUCUGAAAAUUCCCAUAGGAUUUCUGCCAUYGUGGUGGAGAACACCUUUCUUAGCAUCCCGUACAUGGCCAGCACUUUGUUCUCUUUCUUUCCGAUGAGAUAUCUUCCGUUAUGGUGCUACAAAAAUAAAUUUCUAUCCUACAGAAAAAUCUCUCAGUGCAGAAUGCCUUCUCUCUUCAUCUCUGGGUUGUCUGACCAGUUAAUUCCACCAGUUAUGAUGAAACAACUUUAUGAAUUAUCCCCAGCUCGGACUAAGAGAUUGGCGAUAUUUCCUGAUGGAACUCAUAAUGACACUUGGCAGUGCCAGGGUUAUUUCACUGCACUUGAACAGUUCAUCAAAGAAGUAAUAAAGAGUCACUCCCCUGAAGAAAUGGCGAAAACAUCAUCUAACGUAACAAUAAUAUAAUUGAUGUUCUUUGGGAUGGGGCAAGUACCUGCACUGUACCUUGAUUUGUGAUGAGUGAUAAAAGAAUGUCCAUUUUUAAGUGUAUUGUCAUGUCUGUACUUGCCUAAAGAGUGAAAUUAAACUUGGAAAAGUCUGAUAUUUUAUUAAGAUGUUCCAGAUAACUUUUACAUUUGCAGCAUUGUAAAUGAACCAUWUUUUUGUCUUUCUCAUACUUUUUUGGUAUCUCUGUCCAUAUAAUCCAUUUGUUUGAUAUGUACAACAGAUGCUAUUAAAGGAACUUGCUACAAAAGUARUACAGAAUGUAUUUAGAGCAAUGGGAGGCUCUUCAGUAUUCACUGCUGUACGUGUGAGCUUUUUGGACAGCCAUGGUUAGCACAAUGAUUUGUUGCUUCUCUUAGAGUUUAUUUAAAGUGUGCCAUGCAUGAGAUUAGUGUUUUAUUUCUUAAAAUUUUAUAUUAUGCAAAGUGGGAAGUCUUUAAUGUGCUAAAUAAUACAAAACAUAAAUGGUAGCGUAUACUUGCAGGUAUACUAUCCUGGGUUAUUACUGGUUUUUAUGGUUAUGCAAACUUACGUAUGUCAAACUGCAGCUGAAGAUGAAAAGAUACUGUCCUUGUUUUUACUUACAAUUUGUAUUAUAAUAGUACACAGACGGUGGUAUGUGCCUAACAUCGUGAUUUCAGGAUUUUACCCAGGCAAUUUGUCCAUAGUAAAUAGAAGUAACUUUCAGAAAGAGAGCAGYGCAAUCUAAGCUCCUUUCUGCCUCAAGCUCUCCUUGCUAAUGUACAGGCAAACUAUUUGUUAGUGUUAAUCUGCUUGAGCAUUUGAGGUGGUAUUUCUCAAGGCAAAAUGAAUGGUCAUACAAGGUAAAAGUAGGGUUUUUGUGUUCAGGCUUUUAGGCUGGUGUAGUUAAAUGUUUGUGCCCUUUAUUUAUACCUCCAAAAAAACAAACUCAAAUAGUUACCAGUGAUCACAUUAUUCAAGAUUAAUGUAUACAGUUGUUAUACCAUAAGGAUAAUACAAAUGASCAGAUAUGACCACCUAGAACUAUCGUUGAAACUAGGAGGGCUCUGCAGAUUCUGACGGACUGGAGCAAUGAACCAAGGCCAGCUGCACAACAUUCAGCAAGGCCAAGGGCUGGAUUCUUCACUUGGGUCACAACAAAUKAAUGCAGCACCAAAGGUUAGGAGAAGAGUGGCUUGAGAGCUGCUCAGCAGAAGAGAGCCUUGAAGGUGCUGGUCGGCAGCCAGCUGGAUAUAAACCCACAGUGGUGAAGCAGGCCAGUGGCAUCUUGGCCCCUGUAUUGAACAUGGUAUGGCCAGGAGUAGUAGGGAAGUGAUUUUCUUUCUGUACUGGGCACUGGUGAGGCCACACCUCAAAUCCUGCAUUCAGUUCUGGGCCYCUCACUACAAGAAAGGCAUUGAGGUGCUGRAGCAUGUUCUGCAUGGAGCAGAGAAGGGCAGCAGAGCUGGUGAAGGGUCUGGAGCACAAGCCCUGUGAGGAGUCGCUGAGGGAGCUGGAGUAGUUUAGUCUGAAGAAGAGGUUUGUUUAGGGGAGACCUUAUCAUUCCCCACAGCCACCUGAAAGGAGUCUGUAGCCAGGUGAGGGCUGGCCUUUUCUGCUGUCUUUCUAGUGCAAGGAUGAGAGGAAAUGGCCUUACAUUAAGGAAGGUUGAAAUGAGGUAUUAUAAAAAAAGCAUUCACUGAAAGAGGGGUUAAGCAUUGGACUAACUUGCCCAUGGAGGUGGUGGUGUCCCCAUCUCURGAAUCAUUCAAGAGCCAUCUGGAUGUGGCACUUGAGGAUAUGGUUUAGGGGUGAUUAUGGUGGUGUUAGGUUGAUGAUUGUACUAGAUCAUUGUACUUGACCUUUAAGAUCUCUUCCAACUUUGAUGACUCUGUGAUCAAAGACAUAUGUUGUUAGCUGAGUCCCUAUUGGAGUGUGAGAGCUGUUUCARUAUCUUCUGCAGGUUUAAUUUCUUAUUGCUGCAGCUGAGUUUGCCUCUUCAAAAUAUUUUUUUAUGGAAAGAACAAAUUGGAAAAUCAUCCACACAAUCUGUACAAUUGCCCUUUGGAUUCAAAUUUUUAAAUAAAUUUUCUGCCAUGUUGUCCUGAUUCAGAAAAGCAUUUCAGCACACACUUAAAAUCUGUUUCCUAAGGGGCAGUCAUUUUUUAAGCUUGUGCUUAAAUUCUCUGGUUGAAUAAAACUGCUUACCUGGACUGGUGCCUUAAUGGUUACGCCUCCUAAUGGAAUUAUAUUUAUUUUGUACACAUGGGUAGUAGUUGUCAGCAAUUUGUAAAUAGAAUGAUACAUCUUUUCAUAAAUGUGAUUUUUAAUUUUUUUUUUUGAAGACAUAUGCAUACAAAAAGUUGCUGCUUUCUCCAGUAAGUAUCUUUUGUGAUAUUGGUAUUAAGGUUUUCUUGGAGUUGAUUGAGAAAAUCUUUGUGGUUCUGUAGACCUUAAAUCAGAGAGCAUAGUUUUUAAUCUGAAUGAAACCAAAACUAUUUUUUCAGCCUUA